Messenger RNA from Cinara cedri, 4779 nucleotides. The record is from the annotation of a GenBank genome assembly. NCBI's taxonomy places the organism in Eukaryota, Metazoa, Arthropoda, Insecta, Hemiptera, Aphididae.
AACAAGGUUCUGAAUUAGUAGCUGAUUGUGUUGAUUAGGCGUUUCAGUUUGCCGGUUAUGAUAAGAGUAAUAAUCACUACUCGUCGUACUGACGUCUGAACAGUAUAUCUUAAAUCAGUGUUUGUGUUGUGUACUUUAUCAUAGCCGUUUUUUGGUUUACUUUUACUGGUACUGUACGUAUAUUAUCCUGUCAAUUAUUAUUCAUUUCGCAUUUGUAUUCUGGAAUGGAUCUGUUGAGCAGACAGGGACUGAGGACGGAUGGCCGGAGGUCCGACGAGUUACGUAGAAUCAGAUGCAAGAUGGGAGUGUUUAACCAGCCGGAUGGUAGCGCUUAUUUGGAACAGGGCAACACUAAAGUAGUUGCGGCUGUUUACGGACCACACGAAGUAUGUUUUAUUUUUGGUGAUUGGCUUUUAAAAUAAUAAAACUAAAAUUAAUUAACUGACCGAGAGUAUAGUUUUGUGUUUAUAUUGCAUUUGCUCAUUGUUGAAACAAACGCAGUCUUUCCUUUCAGAAAGGUAUCCGUUUACUAUUAAUAUAUUAUAUACCAUGCUGCUUUUUCAUAGUAUUUUGAAUAUAAUUUUAUAUUUAGAUUCGUACAAAUCGAUCUAAAGCUAGUAACGAAAAUGCAGUAAUCAACUGUCAGUACAGUAUGGCAACAUUCAGUAGAAGUGAACGGAAACGGCGACCGAGAGACAACAAGUCAGCCGAGCUUACUUUACAUCUUAAACAAGCUAUGACGACUGCAAUAAAAACAGAUCUUUAUCCCAAAUCUCAGAUUGAUAUUUUUGUACAGGUAAUUUUUAGAUACUAGUUUUAGUAUAUUAGACAGACCCUCAUUGUAUGGAUUCUGAAUGAUAUUUGCAUAUAAAUUAUACUAUAUUAUUUUGUAUCAAUAAAAUAUUAUGUACGUUGAAAUUAUAUCAACAUCAAUGAAAAACGAUGUUAACUUAAGAUCUUUGAACGGUCUUAAUUAUUAUUUAUAAUAAUAAAUUAACAUCCUAAUAAGCAAAACAUCAUAGAAAAUAUUAAUGAAACCUUGUCAACUGAUGUUUUUACUUUCUUUCCGUGUAGAAACAGAUGUCAUCCCUUUUUAUAUAAUAAUAAUAACUUGUUGUUUAUAAAAAAAAACAAAAAAAAAAAAAAAACAAAUACAAUUUAUACAAUUAAAAUGUAUUAAAAUACAUGAUCAUAUUAAUGAAUGUUUGAGAAUAUGUGGUGUGUGCCUGCUCGAAAGGUUAAUUAAAUCUAGACUUUUAAUGAAGACAUUUAAUCAGAUAAAGUAGAUUUAAAUUAAUUCAAAUUAACGAAAAUAGCAUAACAAUGUAUAUAUGUCACAUACUAAAUAAAUAUAAAUUUUUAAUCUUAAUUGUUGGCUACAUAGUGCUAACUUGAAGUUUUAAUUUCAGGUUUUACAAUCUGACGGUGGCAAUUACAGUGUAUGUGUUAAUGCGGCAACAUUAGCCUUGAUAGAUGCUGGAAUUGCUAUGGAAGAAUUUGUGAUUUCAUGUACAUCAAGUUUGGCAAAUGGUGAAACACCACUUGUGGACAGUAGUAAUCUUGAAGAGACAAUGGGAGGACCUAGUUUAACUGUAGCAAUAUUGCCAAUUUCUGGAAAGGUAAACUAUAUUAUGUCUAUAACAUUUGCUGUUGUUUUUUUUUUUUAAUGUUGGUUUUUUAGAUUGCCAUGUUAGAAACAUCCCAACGAAUGCAUAUAAACCAUGUAGAGCCGGUAUUAUCUGAAGCUGUGCGAGGUUGUCGAUAUAUUUAUGAUAAGUUGAAUAAAAUCAUAAAAAAACAUUAUGAAGAAAUUGGCAGUGCUUCAAACUGGGGAACCGAAGAAUAAAAUCAUGUAAUAAAAAAGUAUUUAAAAAAAAAUAAAAAUAAAAUGUUAAUCCUUAUUUAUUGUCAACACCUUAAACAUUAUAAUGAAACAUUUUUAGUUACUGUUUAGAUGUUUUCUGAGAAAAAAAAGACUACAAAAUCUAAGGGGUGAAUUGUUGAUAAUUUCAAAAAUGUUUUCAAGUAAAGAACAUGCCACAUUUUUCAUACUUCAUUACUCAUCUUUUAAGUUACUGUAAGUGUGUUAAAUAACUAGAAUAUUUAAUAAUGAUUUAAAAAAAACUUGAGCUUACAAUCAACUAUUAGUCGAGGAGUUUCAAUUUAUUUUUGAUGGAAACAAUCUUUAAUUUUUUUUUGUACUCCAUUUUACACCACUUAUGGAGGUUGAGUACUAGGCGUUUUUUUUUUUUUAUAUGGUAUCCCUAGUAGGCUUAUUUCAGUACUUCAGUACUCUUUCAUGAAGAAGACUUUAACAUUUAUAGGUCUGCAGUAAUGCUAUUUGUUGUGGCCAAAAGUGUUAACGAUAUUAUUCUCACUAGUUACUACACAUUAUACAAAUACAACAUACUGUAUAAUGUACAUACAAUACAAUAAUGUUUGAUGCAUGGCCAAAUAUUAUAUUUUAGCCAUGGUAUUAUUCCAUAUUAUAUUCCAUUAUUUAAUAGAAACAGCAAAAGAUCUUAUAGUAAAUACUAAAUAGGAUCGCCAUUUAUCGUUCACCAGAAAAAGGUAUAAAAUAAAAUAAUAAUUGUUUAAUAGGUAGAUACUAUAAUAUAUAUGUAUUAAUAAUUCAAAAUAUAAGUUAUAAUAGAAAAAUGUAUUUGCUAAUACUGAGAUUAAAAGAAUUUGAUCUUUUUCAUUGCUCAAUUUUUAGGGUUGCCCAUAGACAAAAAUAUUAUCAAAUAUUUAAGCUUUAUCUAUACAUAAAAAAUGCUAAAUAUUGUUUACAAAAUAAAUAAAAUUUGAUAAUAAGUUUAAAAAACAUUUCUAUUUAGGUGAUAAGUAACAAAUAAAUAAGCAAAAAUUCACAAUGUAAAUUCAAUCAUAGGGUGCUAAAGGAUAAAUAAAUUAUUAUUUAGCACCUCUUAUUGUUGAUAAUGUUAUAUCAUUUGUCGCCAGUUAAGGUAGCCGAUUUUGAGGUCAGAAUAAAAAUACCCAUAAAGAAAUUCUGGACAAUACAUUUUAUUUCACCAAAAUAUAUUGCUGUAAAAGUAAAUUUUUAAAUAUGUGGUCUUCAUUUUCUUCUUCAUACCAACUAUUUGGGAUCGGCCAAGUAAAUCAAACUUAAUAUUUUAAGAAAUGAAAUAUGUUUAAUAUGUUAUUAUUAACUAUAAGAAAAAUACAAUAUUUGACUUUUCUAUUUAUAAAUCACUAUAAUUGUAUAUUCUAAUGUUGCACAUGGUUUUCUAUUACAAAUUUAGCUUUUUGGUGUUAAACAAUAUCUAUUUAUUUUUUUAAAUAUAUAAAUCUAAUAUGUGGAAAACGAUCAUUUCAUUUGGUAAAAAAUGAAAUCCAAGCAUUUCUGGGAAAAAAAUAGUUUAAGCUAUUAAAAAAAAAAAAAACAUUGUAAAAUAUAUAUAUACUGAUCUUCAAUCUAAAUUCACUUUUAUUUAUUUAAUUGAAAUAUGAUUGGCUUUUAUAUAUUAUGAGGAAAAUUCUUUUGGAGAGAAUUUUCUUCUAGUUUGGACAUUGCUUUUUUCAACUAAUUAAGUAGCUGAUCAUGACAUUGUAUGGAUCAGCGCUCUCUUUGAGUCGUGGGUUUUGAGUUCCUGGUUCAUUUAGUUUUUUCUUAUUGCUACUUCUAACAUUUUUAUGACUAUACAAUCUUAAUAAAGACCUAAAAUAUUUAAUAUGAGGAUGAAGUACAUUCAAUAGUGCUUGAUCUCCUUUUUGGCGUUCAUCUCGUAUGUUUUUGCAAAUAACAGUUACCAUAUAUUUCUUGACGUUCAUAGAAGACUAUUAGAAAUCUCAGAAUCAGUAGUGCUUUGCACUUUUUGCAUAUCGGUCUUGAUAUUUACAUCUCCACCAAAAUUUCAUUUUACACAAAUCUGGAACAUAUUACAUGGCAUUGAUUUAGCAGCUUAAGCACAAAAUUCUGGUAUUCUGGGAUCAUUGAUUUUCAAUUGGUCAAAGACUUUGUAUCCAUUAAAAACAUUACCAACUUGGGUUUCAGUUAUUCCUUGUUUACAAUUAAUUUUUAUUUGAUCUUUGGUGGAUGACAGUAAAAUUUCAAAUGAAGCUCUAGCAGAAUCAAGUCUGGCUUGUUUUUUACUGGAACAAUGCCAAUAUCAUACUGUAUUCGCUAUCCAAAUAACAGUUCCUAAGUAAAGAUAUCUGGCAUUCUUCUUCUUCAAUGUGUUGCCUUUAGUAUUAUACGACAGGCUUUGAAUUAAAAAUUCAUCAUCAGGUGUAUCAUAGUCAAAAUGUAAAACUGUACUGAAUAUUAAAAAUUAAAUAAUGGAAUAGAUAGAAAAAAAAAAAAUAUACAAAUUGGUCGUUUUGCAUAGAAAUAAAUUAUUUUAAUAGGAUAGAUUAUUUAAAAUGGAUUAUUAUUAGACAUAGAUAUGUAUAAGAAGUAUUAAUUAUUUGGUUAUUAUUUAUUGUUUAAAAUAUAUUGAUAUAAGAUAUUAUUUUUAAAUAAAAUCGUACAUUAAAAAUAUUAAAAUUCUUUUUUCUUUUUUUCAUUGUAUUUAUGUAAUUCUUCUAAAACUGAAUUAAUAUAGAUAGAUAGAAAGAUAAGAUAUAAUAAAAUAAUAUAUUUUUAGAAUCAAAAUUGGAAAUGAUUAGUUCAAUUUAAAUUUUAGAUUCGUAUAGCAAAGAAUGUAUCUAUUGGAUUUAUGUUUUUUUUUCUUUUUUAACAAAAAUGUCUACGAAAUAAUUUUGUUUCAAUAUGUAAGUGUAACACCUUUUUAGAAAGAAUAUAUUCUCAUAUUUACU